CUACUCACAGGCGCACAGUGUUCAAUGAACAAAUUUAGCGGAAACAUGGGAAGAGCAAUUCUCGCGCUCUUUUCGCUAACCUGUCUGUUGGUAGUUUCAAAUGUAGUAGCUGCUAAUGGAAGGCAACGGUACGAUAACUAUGGAGUGUACAGAAUCGAUAUAGAAACGCAGGAGCAGCUAGCCCUAUUGCAACAGCUGGAAUCUACGCGCAAUAAGUUGAGAUUUCUAGAUUAUCCAGCUCAAGUUAACAUGAGCGUUGAAGUUGCAGUGGCUCCCACUGAUGCGAAAAGCAUGAAGGACCUCUUUAAAACCCACAACAUGCACACUACGCUGCUGACUAGUAACUUACAGAAGAUCAUCGAUGAAGAACGCCCGGCUCGUCGUAAAAAACUGGAAGGAUUCGGUUGGGAGGAUUACUAUACACUGGAUGAAAUUUACGAGUGGAUCGAUACGAUGGUUCAGCAGUACCCAACCGUACUCACGGUGAAUUCGAUCGGUCGCACAUAUGAAAACCGGGACAUGAAAGUCAUAAAGUUGUCAUAUAAACCAGGCAACCAAGCCAUUUUCAUCGAGGCCAACAUUCACGCACGAGAGUGGAUUACUUCGGCUACCGUUACUUGGAUACUGAACGAGCUGCUCACUUCGGAAGAGCCUAGGGUGCGCUAUUUGGCCGAGAACUACGAUUGGCAUAUCGUGCCCGUUUCCAAUCCGGACGGUUUUGAGUAUAGCCACACUACGGAUCGUCUAUGGCGUAAAACCCGAAACCAACACAAUACUCUCUGCUUCGGAACAGACCCGAAUCGGAACUUUAACUUCCAGUGGAACAAUGGUGGAACCUCUAUGACACCCUGCUCGGAUACAUACUCGGGACCGGAACCCGAAUCCGAGGUAGAAGUGAGCAACAUUUCGAACUACGUCAAGUCAGUAGCAGCCGGCGUGAAACUGUUCCUUUCGAUUCACUCACGCGGACAGCUGAUUCUGUGUCCGUUUGGCUACCAAGAUGCUCCAAGAGCAUACAAUUACCGGGAUCUAAUGCAAAUCGGUCAACGUGCCUCGGUCGAUAUGUACAAAGUGCACAGCAAACCGUACCGCGUAGGAACCACAUCGGAUGUGCUGUAUGUUGCGUCGGGGAUUGCCGUUGAUUGGGCGUUCGCCGUGGGAGGUAUCCCACUUGCGUACACGUUCGAGUUGCGCGAUCAAGUCGAGUUCGGGUUCAUUCUUCCGGCCGAUCAAAUUGUGCCUAACGCUCAAGAGCUUCUGGAGGGAUUCAUUGCGAUCGUCGAUGAGGCGAAGGUGCUGGGCUACAUAUUACUGGAGAAGUUUUUUCGUAUAAUCGAUGCAGAUAAUAGGGCACCCUAUAAAAGCUACCUGGACGCGAUGCGGUCAGUAUCGAUUAGAACGAUGUGGAUUAAGCUUACUCUCCUGGUGCUGGCCUCCGUUGCCUGCGGAGUUUUCUCCGAGCAAGCCCGCUACGACAACUACCGUGUCUAUGAGGUGUCCAUCGAAACGCACCGCCAACUGCAAGCCCUCCAGCAGCUCGAGCUGAAUCCCGAUGGCUACCGGUUCUGGGAGUCACCGGUUCAAACGAACAUGCGCCUCAGCAUUGUCGUGCCACCGCACAAGUUUGCCCACUUUGAGGAAAUUACCAGUGCCCUCGCCAUGAAGACGCGCCUACAGAUCGAGGACUUCCAAAAAGUAAUCGACAACGAGCGUCCCAUGCGUGAUAGCCGUGCCACCUUCGGAUGGACGGAUUAUUACACGGUGGAAGAGAUCUACGCCUGGAUGGAUGAGAUCACUGCCCAGAACCCUUCCAUCCUUUCCGGCACAGUGUACGGCAAAUCGUUCCAAGGGCGUGACUUGAAGGCCAUCAAGCUAUCGCACAAGGCAGGAAACCCCGGCAUCUUUAUUGAAGCCAACAUCCACGCUCGCGAGUGGAUUUCGUCGGCCACGGCUACGUGGUUGCUGAACGAGCUACUCACUUCCACGAACCCAGCUGUGCAGGAUUUGGCUCAGAACUAUGAUUGGUACUUUAUUAUGGUAGCUAAUCCUGAUGGCUUAGCCUACACCAAAACGACGGAUCGCCAAUGGCGUAAGACUCGUCAACCGGUUAAUGCCCUGUGUGUCGGAACUGACCCGAACCGGAACUUUGACUACUUCUGGAUGAAUGGUGGAGCAUCGUCCGUACCCUGUUCGGAUACCUUCGCUGGAUUAACGGCGUUUUCGGAACCGGAAACGAAGGCCAUGGCCGACUACUACGCGACUAUUGCCAGCAACAUCAACAUUCAGUUCUCGUUCCACUCCUAUGGUCAGUACCUGUUGACGCCCUUCGGCUACAGUGGUGCUCCCCGUCCUUCCAAUGAUGCUGAUCUCCAACGAAUUGCUGCUGUGACUGCAUCGGCAAUCCAGGCUACCUUCGGCACUCGCUACACCUAUGGCAACAGUGCUACGACACUUUACGUUACCUCCGGAAGCACUGUUGACUACUUCGUAGGAGUGCACGGCACGAAGCUCGGAUACACCUUCGAGUUCCGUGAUACCGGUGCUACCGGUUUCGUACUGCCAGCUAACCAGAUCAUUCCCAACGCUCAAGAAACGCUGAACGGCAUUAUUGCCUUCGUCGCUGAAGCUAAAGUUCUUGGUUACGUAUAAAU
Messenger RNA from Anopheles aquasalis, 2651 nucleotides. RefSeq lists its product as uncharacterized. Gene Ontology annotation, molecular function: metallocarboxypeptidase activity; zinc ion binding. The record is from RefSeq and is a predicted model, not a curated record. Gene Ontology annotation, biological process: proteolysis. Lineage: Eukaryota; Metazoa; Arthropoda; Insecta; Diptera; Culicidae.